CACACUCUUAUCCGGAAACCAUGUCUCUCCUUCAUCUUCAACUCCCUCUUUCUCAAUUCAAAUCCCUCUCUCUCUCCACCCCUUUCCUCCAUGGCACCUCCUCCGCCAUCCUCACCAAACCCUCCACCGCCAACCACCAUCGCCACCGCCACACUUAUCUUCCCCCAAUUCGCGCCAUGAGAUCGCUCCAAGGCCGUGUUAUCUGCACCACCAACGAUAAGACGGUGAAUGUUGAAGUUACACGUCUGGCACCUCACCCAAAAUAUAAGCGUAGAGUGAGGAAGAAGAAGAAGUUUCAAGCUCAUGACCCUGAAAACCAGUUCCAAAUUGGAGAUCUGGUUCAGCUUGAAAAAUGUAAACCUAUCAGUAAGAAGAAGACGUUUCUGGCUAUUCCGGUUCCCAAGAGGACUGCAGCCAAGCCGAAGGAGUCACAGGAUCUUGGACUCUCGUUGGAAUCGGAUUCUGCUUCGCCAGUUUAGAUAUGAAGGUUUGUUUGUUUGUUUUUGUCGUUGUUGAUCGUCAUCAUGCUUACAAUUCGACUACUGGGAAUUGAGUUUCUGAGAUUUGUUACGAGGGUUUGUGUUAUUUUGUUUAGUUGUGUGAAUUCACAAUGUGUGAUCAAAUGAAACACUUUGCAAGAUUACAAGUCAAUAAAUUAUUAGUUGGUAAUA
Molecule: messenger RNA, 671 nt
Organism: Cynara cardunculus var. scolymus (artichoke)
Lineage: Eukaryota; Viridiplantae; Streptophyta; Magnoliopsida; Asterales; Asteraceae
Product: 30S ribosomal protein S17, chloroplastic
Exons: 1
Coding region: 21-479 (152 amino acids)
Biological process (GO): translation
Cellular component (GO): ribosome
Molecular function (GO): structural constituent of ribosome
Source: RefSeq, a predicted model, not a curated record